Messenger RNA from Toxoplasma gondii ME49, 4090 nucleotides. RefSeq lists its product as hypothetical. Lineage: Eukaryota; Apicomplexa; Conoidasida; Eucoccidiorida; Sarcocystidae. The coding region runs from base 860 to 3700 and encodes 946 amino acids. The transcript is spliced from 2 exons. The record is from RefSeq and is a predicted model, not a curated record.
AUAGUUGCACGCUUUUACGGUCGACCCGCGGCAGUAAAGAUUGUUUUUCGGUGAUAGGCUCAGAGCCGAGAGACGCCAGCUUGGCGUGCAGACAACGAUGCCGCCGUGCUGCCUGUUUCCAACUUCUCUCUUUGCCUGAAAAAAAUACCGGAAACUGCUCAUCUUUGUUUUCGUAUGAAGAGUCAGCAAAGAAAGGCAUUGCGCCUGGGGUACGCAGAGGAGACCCCGCGCCAGCUUCCGGGGGAUUCCCGUCGCUCGGAUAAGACGUACCGGUGCCGGAGAGCGCGGCUGCCGCACACUUUUACGUCUCGAGUGACGGAAACUGCGAAGCCCGCAUUCUCUUCCGGACACGGGAUAGACAGUUCGCAGGUGUCUCAUUCGUGUGCGCUUUGCCACGGAACUAACAGAGAGCUUUUCGCAAAAGCGCAUCGCCUACAUUAAAACGAAGAGUCCGGGAAGUUGUGACCGUCACCGAGGGCAGCAUGGCACGCGCACUAUUUGCACUCUUGGGUCUGUCUCUUCUCGCUUUUCCCUCUUACUACACGUCAGUAUCUGUCUUCGGUUUUCCUCGGCGUUCAUGCUGUUUCUACUCUUUUCCUGCUGUCCUCAACCCCUCUGUGUUCGCUUCUGUCCACUUCAACACCCCUCUUGCUUGAACACCAGUCACGUCUGUCUCCUAUCGCUUGCUACUCCUCUUCUGCUACGAGCUUUCUCAUGCUGUCCUAUCGUUGCCGCUGUUUGUCCUCCAGCUUCUCGACUCUGACUCUCAUCACGAUUGAUCAAAUUUCUCCGUCGUCCUCGUCACCUGGAAUCGCUCAAACCCUUCCCCCCACCUAAACCAAGGGCGCCCGUCCACCCCAUGUCGAGGCCUCUUUACCCCCAUGGGGGACGGCGUCCUGAAGGUCCAGCGCUGCACCAGUUCGCAGGGCAGGUGCCGGGCUCUCGCGUCUCUGGGGAUGUGCGGCUUCUCGUCCCGUCUGCAAACGAAGGAGUGUACGCUCCCCUGCACUUUGUGCAGGUUCCUCCUGGCCACUUGUCUCCGCCCCCCGCUGGCGGCCUCUCUCCAGAAAGUGUCGGCUUCCUCGCUUCUCACGCAGGGGUCUACGGACACCCGCACCCAAGUGAGGCGCGUGCAGGUUCCCGUCUCCACGACGCGCAGGCCAGAAGGCACCUCGGACGAGAAAACUGUCACUUCCCAGAACUGAGUCUCUGUGCAGGCGACCAAGAGCGACUUGUGUCUCCCCACGGCUCAGCCCGGCCUCCGACCCAUCCCGCGUCUCUCUACUUCCCUCCAAACCACCUGCCGUUUCGUGCGUGCACCUCCCCCAGGUGGGAGGGACACCUCAGCAAGUCUCCGACCUCUGGCUCGGCUUUUUCGCACCCUCACUCUGCUGAAAAGCACGAACGGAGUGAGCCUUUGGCCUCGAAGCAGUGGCCCCCGCGAUCGCUCGCCCGAGGCUCUGAACGGCUGGAGAGAGGCGAGUGCGUCGAUCGAGAAGAGCGGCAGUCUCCGAGUCGAAACUUCUCGGGCUCUUCGAACUUCCGGUCCUCUCAGGCCCAGACCGCUGGGAGGGAACAGAGUGGCCACAGAACGGACUCUUCGCAGGAGCGCGACCACACGAGACGCGGUGCCAGCCACAGUGAGAACCAACGGUCGAGAGGCUGCCCUGAAAAGCUACAUGGCCGGGAGGGCGGAGACGCUUCUCUCUCGCGAGAACCACCGGACGAUGCUCGGAGUCGCGCGCAAACCAGGGGCACGGUGUAUGGGGAGGGGGAUGCUUUUCACGGACGAGAAAAGGGCGACAGGCAGCGGCCACCUGCAGUGUCCUCUGGGAGGCAAAAUGCGCUGAGGGGUCAACCCCCGCACGUCGUUUCUGCAGCUGCCGCGCCUCCGCAUGGUCCUCCACACACUCUUUAUCGUGCUCCGGCGGCUGUACAUUUGCCCGGAUCCCAUCUGUCGGCGGGUCUCCCAUCUUCCCCGCCUGCGUCGUUGCACACUGAGUCGACGCCUCACCCGUCCCUCACUUACGGUGUACAUACAGCCGACCCCGGGGCAGCUGCGUCUGCGGCGCUCCCAGCGGCGUUCGCGGCGUCUGCGGCUCCUCGCCCGCAGUCUUCGGGCUUCCCACCCGGAUCCGGUGCAGCUGUUGAGGAAAGAGAGAGAAUGAGGAAGGAAAGGCAGUCUCGACAGCAAGGUCGAAGCGGAGACGUCUCGGGUGCUAACAAGCGAGAGAGAGAGUCGAGCUGCAGUUUGCCUUCGCAGCAGAGCACACAGGAAGAAACUGCAUGCAGAGCGUCCAGGAUAUACCCACAAGUGUCGCCCUUUUUUUCAGGCGCAGAGGGAGGACAGUCUCGGAUUCCAGCGUCUAGCGCGGAGCCUUCACAUUCUCUCUCGCGAGUUGCUUCGGGGGAUCGGGAGAGUCGGUCGCGGUCAGAAAGUCAGCGAAGACGGAUGCAAGAGGAAAGCGGGAAGCACCGACCGUAUAGGUUCCAGGAGGCCCGACGGGGAGAAGGCAUCGAGAGAGCGGCUGUAGGGGAACAAGGGAGAGAGGAGCAGCCGCGAGGCGCUCCGUAUGGUGCGCAUGCAUCGCUGCACGUCUUCUGGCAGUCUCGUGACAAGGACGCCUGCGCCUCGAGUCGUUCCGACGUUCGUCACGACCCCGAUGGCUUCGCAGGGUCCAGUGCUGCGCGGAGAGAAGGCAAAGAUGUCUCUUCUUCAGGUGUCUUUCCUUCGUCUGUUUCUGGCGCUCUGGAGGGGCACUCAGCUGCCUCCGCGUCUCCAGCUCCUCUAGCGAGUUCCUGCCCUGUCAAGAAACUGCGAACAGCCGUCUGCUACCCUUUACCGCUGCCCUCCCCCCUGGACUACCUACACGCGGCAGCCGACGGCGUCUCCCCUCCCCAGGUGUCUUUUCACGCGAGCACUGCUUCAGCUUCUGCACUCACGCCGCUCCGAAGUCUGCGGCCUGAACAGCGUCAGCUGUCUUUGACCUUCAUGCUUCUGCGGCCUCUCCCGGACCCGCUGUCGCGCACCCUCGAACAGCACAGGCUGCACUACAUGGUGGCCGACGCCUCGGCGUCAGUCGUCUUGGUGCUGCCUCUGCCGUUUCUGCGCCGCAGGGCGACAGGAGAGAAGGGAGGCGAAGCGGAACGGAGCGGCGAGGAAGCAAGGAAUUCCGACCGGACAGCCGGCGGCAUCUCUGGAGACGAAGAAGAAAAGGAACGUCUGAUUCGCGAGGUCAAGGGAGUGCUUCAACCCGGAGACGUCAUCCACAUGACGGGAGCGGUCACGAGCUGGUCCGCAAAAGGCGAGAUGGUGAUUACUGUUCCACUGCGUAAAGGGCCUCGCGAUGUUUGGCAAGGACGCCAAGAGGGAAAUGAACACAGUUACGACAGUGAAGGGUCUCUUGAGGUUCUAGGACGAUUUUCCUUCCCUUUCGUGACAGAGCCUGAUAUGAGCUGCAUGUUCACGGCAGUUGCUCCUGAGAAAGGGGAGCGAGGUUGGUCACGGGGAGGUGGCCAAGUGGCUUCAGAAUUUGCUGCUUUUGUCCUCAAGGGGGAGGAGAAAGAAACACUUAGCCGAGAAAUUGGUCUGGCAGCGUCUGGCGCGUCUAUUCCGUGCGAAGACCUCGGUUUUCCAGUUGCAGAUCCGUUAGCCUGUCUCGGUCCGCCUCCGCCAUUCUUUGUACUUCUCUCUCCCUAAUGAAGAAGAUACAUGAUCAUGGGGAACCGUAUUCUGUAGAUAUUACUUUUUUCAUGGUGAAAUUUCGUUCACAAAACGGCAUUAGUUCUUGUUGACUCAUCUGCGCUUGUCUAUCACGUUAUCAGACGAGUUAAGCGAGGCGCAUCAAGAAAGGUAACCGUCUUGCUACAGACUGUUGUUUCGUCACGCUUUGUUUUUUCUGUCGAAGUCUUGAACUUUUUGGUGAGGAGGUGCUUCUCUGAAGUGCAGAUGAGAGGAUGUUUUGCCGGCCGACGGUGAGGUAAUUUGGUAGCCCCGAAAAUCCAUCGUUUGCUGUAUUGCACGUAACGACUCCUAGAGUGAUAGUGCGGCUGUGGCUUGGUAAGCCGUGGUCAAAGAUCACGUUACGCG